Periconia digitata is the source of this 1738-nucleotide messenger RNA. The record is from the annotation of a GenBank genome assembly. Lineage: Eukaryota; Fungi; Ascomycota; Dothideomycetes; Pleosporales; Periconiaceae.
GUGCGGCGCUUGGAAGGCAAACGCGCCCGCCCGAACCCCCGCCCCCACCAAAAACGCGAACUGGACAACCACUCGUACCCAAGUCAAUCCCAUAAACACCGCCCGCCCGCCUGUCUGCCUAGAGGUCUCUAUAUAUCCACAUACCUAGCUGUUGCUACUGCUGCUGCUCGAGAAAUACGGCAUUUUCCCCUCCUCAUCUUCUCUGUUCUCUUCUCUUCUCCUCUCCCGUCUCAACUCCCCCCACCACCCACCAUGUCGGGGUCGGUACAGAUCACCUCGCCAUCACAGCUAAGCACGCUGCUGUCGUCUUCCCGCAUCGUCGUGGUUAACUUCUACAACGAGUGGAGUCCGGCCUGCAAGACGAUAAACCCCGUAUACGACCAGCUCGCAAGCUCACUAUCACGCCCCGGAAACGUCACUUUUGCCAAAGUCAAUGCCGAGCAGCAGGGCCAGAUCGCCCAGAGCUACAGCGCCACUAGCCCGCCCGUCUUCAUAAUCUUCAGAAACGGUCAGCAGGUCUCCAAGACCACCGGCGCCAACCCCACCCAGCUUUCCAAUGUCAUCAAGCAGCUCGCAGCCGAGGCGGAGGGUCCAGGCGCAUCGGGUGGCUUUGGAGAAGCAAGUGGAAGUGGGGGGAGCGGCGGAGGAGGCUGGCGUGGAGCUGGCCUGCCUCGCGGAUACACAGAUGUCACGGAUCAAGUCGACGUGCGUGGACUGGAUCUGUUAAAUUCAGACGGCGACUUUGGAGGCGUACGGACCCUGUUCGAGACCACGCAACCAAGCACGCUGGCCGCAGGCAAAGGCAAGGCGGCUGCGACCGGAUCAGACGCAAAGAAGGACUGGGUCGAGAGCGAUGUGGACGAGCAGUUGAUGCUCUACGUGCCUUUCACUUCCACGCUCAAGGUCCACACCAUUCACAUCACAUCCAAUCCCACCGCGGGUGACGACGAGGACGAGGACGAAGUUCCCUUGCGCCCCAAGACGAUCCAUCUAUACAUCAACAAACAACACAACUUGGGCUUCGAGGAGGCCGAGGACAUCCAGGCCACUCAAUCAUUUGAGCUGAAGCCAUCGGAUUGGGACGACAAGACAGCCACAGCCAAGCUGGAGCUCCGGUUCGUCAAGUUCCAGAACGUCAGCUCGCUGGUUUUGUUCGUUGCAGACGGAGAAGGUGAUGGCGAGAAGACACGCAUAGAUCGCAUCAGGAUUAUUGGCGAGACCGGAGAGAAACGUGACAUGGGCAAAUUGGAGAAGGUGGGACAAGAUGAUUGAUCUGGAGUCCCUGCGUAUGUCUGUUCUUUUGCAGUAGACUUGAGACGACCAUCCAUAGAUAGAUGCUAUUCCUUUAUACCAAUGACACGCAUGACGGUUCUGUUUUUAUUUUUUUGGUCACUAAGCCGGGUGGAAUAUUGAUGCUUCCACAUCAACAUGCGAUGCCCAUAGGCUUGGUAUGUUCGACCCUUUUCCAGUAAUGGCGUCACUCAGAACAGACGCCCUCACAAAGUGUAUACGAUCGAUUAUGCAAUAUGUUUUCUCUGGGAGAUCCAUGACGCUUGCGCAGCCAUUGCUGAAGGUCUGGCAAAUAACAGGGGAAACUGUACAUUGGAUCUCUGCCGCACAAAGAGCAGAAAAGUUUCCCAAGGCCGAAGAGUUUUUAUAUCCUCGCGGUAGCGGCGCGCAACGUUUUUCCGUCCCGCGCGCUAUUCCCUUUCGGGCCCGCCUAGCGAGACGCGAGAGA